AUGGCCGCCGCCGAUCCAACAUACCCUCUCUACCCCAUUGCUUGCUUCCUGUCUUCAGCGAUGCUGCUUCUUGUACUUUUGACAAGUUUCAUCCGCAGAAGCUGGAACCUGGGCGUUGCAUUGCUGUGCUUCUGGCUCUUUCUGGGGAAUUUGACCGCUGGUAUCAAUGCUAUCAUAUGGUCUGAUAACGCCGACAUCAAGUUAUACGUUUAUUGUGACAUCGUUUCGCACCUCUUCAUGAUUGCGUCGAUAGUCAAGCCUAUGGCGACCUUGAUCAUAUCGCGCCGGCUGUAUUUGAUUGCCCGUCUGCAGUCUGUAGAAUCUCCACAGAAAGCUGCGAAAUGCAGAGAACUCGCAGUAGAGUGGAUUUUUGGUCUAGUGAUCCCUCUCGUUGUUGCAGGACCUCUCUUUCAGCAGCUUCGAUUUGAGGUCGACGAGGGCUUUGGAUGCAACGACUCUGUUGACGGUUCAAUCCUUGAAAUCUUGCUCCUCGAUUUAUGGAGCGUAAUUCCUCCUCUGGUAUCCAUUGCCACCUACUAUCCUUAUGUUGUUAGAUUCUUCUACCGCCAAAGUCGGGACAUCGACCACUUCCUACGAAAUAAUGACUCCGUGUCUCGCACCAACUACUUCCGCAUACUGGCUCUCGCCAGCAUCGAUAUCCUACUGACUUUGCCCAUAGGCAUAGCGAAUAUCAUCUUGGAUGUGGAACAGUCUUUGUUCUUCGGUCCCAUCCAGUUUUACUGGGGUUGGACCUAUGACCACACUGAUUGGCAGCCGAAGAGCUUUUCCUAUGAAGAUACAGUGUCUCUAGGGACCCCUACUGUAGCGACAGUAUACUUCCAACAAUGGACAUCACCCGUUCUUGCAUUCACCAUCUUCGCCUUCUUUGGCGUCACCUCGGAAGCCCGUGCGUCGUACUGGCGCAUCAUUUGUAUCAUAGGCGACUGGUUCGGCUGGAAACGAACUCUUCGCACGCGCAGGCCUUGUUCGUUACCGGGAGGCAUCGAGUUCGGCGACCCGCCGGCUCAGAGCUCCAUGUCGCUCGGUCUCGAUUCGAAGCCGAGCUUCAUCAAUCGCAACGCACGGGCGCAGGAGCGUACACCGGGAGAAGUGGAGAGUGGCACGGACAAGGAGAUUGAAGAGGUCCGUCGGAGCACCGACGACACAGUUAGAGAUGCCGAGCAUCAGUUUGGUUAUCAGGAGUCUCACGGUGCUGAAGCGGUAGACGCCUCGAGCGCCGUGUGA
This is a messenger RNA of Peniophora sp. CBMAI 1063, 1245 nucleotides long. NCBI's taxonomy places the organism in Eukaryota, Fungi, Basidiomycota, Agaricomycetes, Russulales, Peniophoraceae. The record is from the annotation of a GenBank genome assembly.